Molecule: messenger RNA, 1332 nt
Organism: Trichogramma pretiosum
Lineage: Eukaryota; Metazoa; Arthropoda; Insecta; Hymenoptera; Trichogrammatidae
Product: venom acid phosphatase Acph-1-like
Exons: 6
Coding region: 27-1241 (404 amino acids)
Biological process (GO): dephosphorylation
Molecular function (GO): phosphatase activity
Source: RefSeq, a predicted model, not a curated record
UCGAGAGUCAAGAGGAUGAGAAAGAGAUGAUGAUCAUGUCGGUGCAGUUGACGAAACUUUCGCUCGGCUCGUUGCUUCUGCUGCUGCUGAUCCACGCGGUAGCUGGCCUACCCGCCGUGCUCGACGUCGACGUCGACGACAGCAGCAACGGCAACGGUGGUAGCGGCAACGGCAACGCUAGUCGGAAAUUACAGCUCAUUCAAGUGAUAUUCCGGCACGGGGAUCGCGUGCCCGACAGGGGUGAAAUUUACGACUCCGAUCCCUACACAGACGAGUUCUGGAAGCCGCUGGGUUAUGGAAAAUUAACAAAAGUCGGAGAGAGGCGCGAGUUCGAGCUCGGCCGCAUGCUGAGGCGACGCUACGACGACUUUCUCGGCGAUUACGAGAGCGACCGGGUCUACUCCUUCACCACCGACAUGAAUCGUACCAAGCUGUCGCUGAAGCUGGUGCUGAACGGACUCUAUAACAACGAAACGAAUUGGAACGAGAACGGGAAUACGCUCCUCGAGGAGUUCUCGGUCGACUGCGUGCCGGACGGUGGCAACGUUUUCCGUCAUCCGUCCAAGAAGUGCUCCAAGUUCGGGAAAUUGUACAAAGAGGCGUUGGACGCGAACGAGCCCAAACUAGACAAGUAUCGCGAGCUUUUCGAUCGCAUAGAAAACAGCACGCACUUCAAGCACGAGUACAAGAUCAAAAUUGGCAGUAGACUCUAUCGUAAUAUACGCUCGGCGUUAGCCUUGGGCCUACCCAUGCCGGGUUGGUGCUCGGAAAAGUGUUACGACGAUCUGCGCCACAUAGCCGGUAUAAAUUUCGGCGUCUACGUGCAUGCAGCAAACAUAAGCCGGAUCACCGUGGGCCCGAGCCUCGAGAUCUUCCUGAAAAACAUGCGCGACAGCGAUGAGAAAUCCAGCGCCAAUAAGAUCUAUCUGUACAGCGCGCACGAUUACAACAUCGCCACCAUUUCCAAGGCGCUCGAGUUCGAAGGGAUUCCCGAUUUCCCGGACUUUGGCAGUGCGAUAAUGAUCGAGAAAAGGAAGGAUGAAAAUGAUAAUAGCUUCGUGAAGAUGCUGAUGUGGACCGGAGUCUCUGAGCAAUUGAUUACCCUGAAAUUGCCAGACUGCGAUAUCGAGUGCCCACUGGAGCGAUUCAGGACUAUCUUGAAGCCCCUAAUGCCUAAAGCACAGGACAAAAAGUGUUACACGUCGAAAGCGAAAAACCCGUGCGUAAACGUCAACACGUAGUACGCAAUAUUUUGCAAUACAUACAACUUUUAUACUAUAAAAAAUCAAAAUAAUGUUUUUUUUUUGUAAAUAAACUCAACUUGCGUAAGCA